This is a messenger RNA of Coprinopsis cinerea okayama7#130, 1338 nucleotides long. RefSeq lists its product as hypothetical. The record is from RefSeq and is a predicted model, not a curated record. The transcript is spliced from 8 exons. Gene Ontology annotation, molecular function: protein-containing complex binding. Gene Ontology annotation, cellular component: Ndc80 complex; kinetochore. The coding region runs from base 1 to 1338 and encodes 445 amino acids. Lineage: Eukaryota; Fungi; Basidiomycota; Agaricomycetes; Agaricales; Psathyrellaceae. Gene Ontology annotation, biological process: meiotic chromosome segregation; mitotic spindle organization; kinetochore organization.
AUGGCGAAGGGAAUCUUUCCUCGAAUGGACACGGCCGAAAUCAUAAACGCCUUGUCUGGCUGGGGCUUUCCUGUCACUCAGCAACAACUUAUACAUCCCACCCCGGAGUUUGUCGAAGGCGUCUAUUUCGCUUGCUUGCAGCAGGUUACCGAUCUUAACCAAGAGACGCUGCGAGAACCAAUACAAAACUCACUUGACGGUUCACAAGUCAUAGAGAGGGACCUGUAUACCAAUGCAUUUACCAACAAUCUCAUGCUAUAUCAUAUAACACGAUUGGCUCGAGCUGCUAGGAUUGACGACUUUAACGCCAAGGAUCUCUCAUCUCCUGAACGAGACCGUACACUCGUCAUUCUCUCUGCCUUCAUAAACUUUGUCAAGUUCACCGAACAGUAUUGCGAAGCUUUUGUCAAGGACUUGCGCGACCGCUCUGCAACACUUUUACUAGAACGCGACCAACUCAUUGGACAAGUUGAGGAUAUUCAGAGAGCCAUCGACGUCCUCCAAGCAAAGAUCAGCGAAGACGAGCCACGAAGAGUCCAACUGCAGGAAGAGAACAAGGCGCUUCGUGAUAAACUCUUCAAAACCAAGGAUGCUCAAGUUGCCUCUGUGCAAGAGGUUGAAAUGCUUAAAGCUGAGAAGAACAAUCUCUUGAAACGCAAAGAAGCUAUCAACCUCGAAAUCAAUAGGGUACAGGAUGAGAUUACAAGAACGAACUCUCGCAUCGUUCAGUCCCCAGAGCGGAUAAAAAGGACUAUUGCCACCAUGUCGCAGACAACGAUCGAGGACAAGCGCACGGUCGCGAUGAAUGAGGCCAAGGCUCGGGACUUGCAAGCGAAGAUCACAGCACUGCUAAACAUCGAGAAGGACGUACGAGGAUGCGUCGAGCAGUUGCAGACAGUAGAGCGUGAAGUGCAUUCGCUACAGCAGGCACAGAAAGAACUAGCCGAUGUCAAAGAUCAUUUAGAUGGCAAGAAAAUGGAACGAAAUGAACUGCGGAUGAAGCAGGAGCGCGUAGAAAAGCAGUUAGUCAACGCCCAGGACAAGUUGGAGCGAGCCCAGAGGCAUGCGGAGGAGAAGCGUAUCCAGAGUCAAAAGGCGAUUGAAAGGGUGAAGAAAGAGUACGAGGAGAUGUCCUUGGAGCGUCGAGAAAACGACAAACAAGUGGAGGAAUUGCGGAAGCAGGCACAUGCAGUCGAAAUGAAGAUGGCUGAACAUCUGAGAGCGAGCGAGCAGGAACUCAAUGAACUAUUGUCGGAAUAUUGGAAGCUCCGCCAUGAGACGGAUGUAUUCAUGGAAACGCUGGCUAAUAAGUUGAAUAUGAGAGUGAUAGCAGAGUAA